Messenger RNA from Lachancea meyersii CBS 8951, 3519 nucleotides. Lineage: Eukaryota; Fungi; Ascomycota; Saccharomycetes; Saccharomycetales; Saccharomycetaceae. The record is from the annotation of a GenBank genome assembly.
AUGGAACAGUCCAACAAGGAGCACAGGAAGAAGAGCGAAAAGGCUACGGCCAAGAAAAAACUGCACACGCAGGGCCACAAUGCCAAGGCGUUCGCAGUGGCAGCUCCAGGAAAAAUGGCCAGGACCAUGCAGCGUUCGAGCGACGUGAACGAGCGUAAGCUCCACGUCCCCAUGGUAGAUCGGACACCAGAAGAUGAUCCUCCACCCGUGAUUGUCGCCGUAGUGGGGCCUCCCGGGACCGGUAAAACAACCCUCAUCAAGUCCCUUGUGAGAAGAAUGACCAAAUCGUCGCUUACCGAGGUCAACGGACCUAUUACGGUGGUUUCUGGUAAGAGAAGAAGACUCACCUUUCUUGAGUGUCCUGCCGAUGACCUCAACGCCAUGGUCGAUGUGGCCAAAGUGGCAGACUUGGUGCUCUUGAUGAUGGACGGUAACUUCGGUUUCGAAAUGGAGACCAUGGAAUUUCUAAAUCUGGCCCAGCACCACGGUAUGCCGCGUGUCCUAGGUGUGGCCACGCAUCUUGAUCUAUUCAAGUCUCAGUCCACUCUAAGGGCUUCCAAGAAAAGGCUAAAACACAGAUUCUGGACCGAAGUAUACCAAGGUGCCAAGCUGUUUUAUCUUUCAGGUGUCAUAAAUGGUCGUUAUCCAGACCGUGAAAUCCUGAAUUUAUCGCGUUUUAUCUCCGUUAUGAAAUUCAGACCAUUGAAAUGGAGAAACGAACAUCCGUACCUGCUUGCCGACCGGUUGACCGACAUUACGCACCCGCAAUUGUUGGAAAGCAAGGGCAAACACAUUGACAGAAAGGUUGCCUUAUACGGAUAUUUGCAUGGUUCUGCUUUGCCCUCCGUAGCUGGAGCCCGCGUUCACCUGGCAGGUGUGGGUGAUUACUCCAUAUCGCAUGUUGAAAAACUGCCUGAUCCUUGCCCUACUCCUUACUUUCAGCAAAAACAAGAUGAAUACGAGCGAGAAAAGAUGAAGGAAGAAGGAGCUGCUAGCACUGGUGCUCCUCGUAGACGUAAGAGGCUAGACGACAAGCAAAAGCUAAUCUAUGCUCCCAUGUCCGAUGUGGGAGGUGUACUUAUGGAUAAAGACGCAGUAUUCAUUGACGUUGGUACUAAAAACGGUGAAGGCGCCAGUUUCGUGCCCGGUCAGGAAAAAGGUGAAGGCGAAAAGCUAGUGACCAGUUUGCAGUCAGCUGAAAGAAGCAUUGCCGAAAGUUUCGAUGGCGUAGGAUUGCAACUUUUCAGCAAUGGGCAAGAAUUGCAUGCCGGAGAUGAAGAGGCCGAAAGUUUCUCAAGUGAUGGUGACGUCAGCGAUCAAAGCGCCAAUGGAGGUAGACAAAAUUUAAGGAAACCCAGAAUUUAUGGCAAGUCUGUUCAAGAGGCGGAUGCGGACGUUGAUGGUUUAGUAUCUGAUGACGAUGAAGAAUUUGAAGAUUUUGACGGCGAGGGUGACCACCAAAGGCGCAUGGUUGAGGUCGACUUUCCUGCUGAAAACGGCGACUUAGUCGAGGCUCAAACUGACUCUGAGUUUGAACUGUCAGAUCACGAGAACGAUAUAUGGACUAGGAGCACAGCCUCCAAGCUCGAAGGCUCGAAGGCUAGACGUAGAAAGUGGGAUAUUGGAAAGCUAAUCUACAUGGAUAACAUCACUCCAUCAGACUGUCUGAAAAGGUGGAGAGGUGAAGAAGAGGAUGAAGAUGAAAAUCGUAGCGAUGCCGAAGAGGAUGAAGAGUUUUUCCAGCAAAAGGACAGAUCGGCAGGUACAACAUCCGGAGUGGAUGACGAUCUAGAAAAAUUCAAACCCCAUUUCGAAACGUUUAAAAAAUUGAUUGCCAAAUGGCCCGACAUGGAACAAAUCAAGAACAGAUUUGUGGGUUCGUCGACUUUGCGCUCUGAAAAGCAAGGUAACGACGACGACGACGCCGACGGCGCCGACGAGGAUGAAGCCUAUGGUGACUUUGAAGAUUUAGAGGCAUAUGAGGGCCAAGAGUCCGAAGGUGAGAAUGAUAGUGCUCAAUCAUCACACAAUGAUUCGGACGACAAUGGAAGCGACGGUUCAUUUGCUGACUUUGAACAAGAAGAGAAAAAGGAUCUCACCACCGAACAGGAAAGAGAACGCAACGCUGCUAAAAAGGAAAGCUUGCGCUUGCAGUUUGAAAUGGAAGAGGGCGAUAAUUUCAAAGAGGACGAUCCAAACAACGAGUACGAUACAUGGUACGAGUUGCAAAAGGCAAAGAUGGCCAAGCAAAACGAAAUCAACAACGCCGAACUUGAAUCAAUGACACCAGAACAGCGUCAAAAGAUAGAAGGGUUUAGAGCUGGUUCUUAUGUGCGGAUCGUCUUCGAAAACCUGCCAAUGGAAUUCGUUGAAAACUUCAACCCCAAGUAUCCUAUCAUCAUGGGUGGUUUGCUGCCUGCAGAGAUGAAAUUCGGUAUCAUAAAAGCCAGAAUAAGAAGACAUCGUUGGCACAAAAAGAUUCUAAAAACCAACGACCCGCUCGUGCUGUCAUUGGGCUGGAGAAGAUUCCAAACGCUACCCAUAUACACCACAAGUGAUUCGCGGACAAGAAAUAGAAUGCUCAAAUAUACUCCGGAGCAUUCUUAUUGUUUUGCCAGUUUCUAUGGACCUUUAUGCUCUCCAAAUACCACAUUUUGUGGUAUCCAGGUUGUAGCAAAUAGUGACACGACCGGGAAUUUUAGAAUUGCCGCCACUGGUAUUGUGGAAGAGAUUGAUGCCAGCGUCGAAAUUGUCAAAAAAUUGAAGCUCGUGGGAUAUCCUUACAAAAUUUUCAGAAAUACUGCUUUCAUCAAAGAUAUGUUCUCGAGUGCCAUGGAAGUCGCAAGAUUCGAAGGUGCGCAGAUCAAGACCGUAUCGGGUAUUAGAGGUGAAAUCAAAAGAGCCCUGUCGAAACCGGAAGGGCAUUUCAGAGCAACGUUUGAGGACAAGAUUCUUUUGAGUGAUGUCAUUGUCUUGAGAAGUUGGUACCCAGUUCACAUAAAGAAGUUUUACAACCCGGUUACCUCGUUGUUGUUGCAGAACAAGACAGAAUGGAAAGGUUUGAGACUCACGGGUCAGAUCAGAGCCGCCAUGGAUAUUGAAACGCCAAUGAACCCUGAUAGUGCCUACACAAAGGUGGAGCGUCCGGAAAGACGUUUCAACGGUUUGAAGAUCCCAACCUCUAUUCAGAAGGCUCUGCCAUUCAAAUCGCAAGUACAUCAAAUGAAGCCUCAGAAAAAGAAAACCUAUAUGGCCAAAAGAGCCGUUGUAUUGGGCGGUGAGGAGAAGAAAGCUCGGUCAUUCAUGCAGAAGGUCUUCACGAUAUCGAAUGCCAAGGAUGAGAAGAAGAAAGCCAAGAAUCAAGAUGCUCGGAAGGAAAGACUCAAGAAAUUGGCCAAAUUGGAAGAGAUUAAAAUCGAGAAAGACAAAGAGCGUAAGAAGAGAUACUUUUCCGAAAACGGUAGAAAGAGGCAGCAUGCCGAUUCCGGUGCUGAUUCGGGCUCGAACAAACGUAGAUAG